Molecule: messenger RNA, 3352 nt
Organism: Centruroides sculpturatus (bark scorpion)
Lineage: Eukaryota; Metazoa; Arthropoda; Arachnida; Scorpiones; Buthidae
Product: sodium/hydrogen exchanger 7-like
Exons: 12
Coding region: 225-1160 (311 amino acids)
Biological process (GO): proton transmembrane transport
Cellular component (GO): membrane; recycling endosome
Molecular function (GO): sodium:proton antiporter activity
Source: RefSeq, a predicted model, not a curated record
UUUUCAAAUUAUUUUGAAGAUCUAUAGAUAGAUAUGAAGAAAAAUUUCAAUCAAAAGAUGGAAGAUUUCAAAUUGGAGCAGCAUUCCAGUCUUUAGGAAACUUUUUGUAUAUAUUUGUAUGUUCUUUGUUAAUAGGUUCAGUAACAGGUUGUUCCACUGCUAUUUUGACAAAAUUCACCCGUCUCUUUGAAUUUCCAUUAUUGGAAUCAUGUUUGUUUGUUUUGAUGUCUUAUUGUACAUUUCUUGUUGCUGAAGCUGCAGAUCUCACAGGCAUUGUUGCAGUUUUAUUCUGUGGAAUUUGCCAAGCACAUUAUACAUACAACAAUUUAUCAGUUGAAUCUCGAUCAAGAACAAAACAAUUAUUUGAAUUACUGAAUUUCUUAGCUGAAAAUUUCAUCUUCACAUAUAUUGGUGUAUCUAUAUUUACAUAUCAGAAACAUCAUUGGGAUGCAGCCUUUAUAGUUGUAGCAUUUUUGGCCAUUGCCAUUGGUAGAGCUCUGCAUGUAUAUCCACUAUCAUUUUUAUUAAAUUUGGGCAGACACAAUAAAAUUCCAUAUGCUUUUCAACAUGUACUUUUCUUUUCUGGGCUUCGUGGUGCUAUGGCAUUUGCUUUAGCUAUUCGAAACACCUUAUCAGAACAGCGACACUUGAUGCUAACCACAACAUCUCUUAUUGCCAUUGUUACUGUUAUAGUUUGUGGUGGAUGUACAACACAACUUUUGACAUGGCUUGGCAUUCCAGUUGGAGUUGAAGAAGAGCAUGAACUACUACAGUUUGGAGGAAUGAGAAUGGUUCCUCAAGUUACUACACCUACUGAAUUACGCAGUCCUCCUCCACCAAUGGAAAAUAAAACGCCUUAUGAAAAAGCCUGGCUAGUUAGAAAGUGGUAUAACUUUGAUGUGCGAUACAUGAAGCCCUUAUUAACUCACAGUAGACCAACAUUAAUGGAUACAUUGCCAUCAUGCUGCCUACCAUUGGCUCGUCUUUUGACUAGUACAAAACAAAUGUCGCAGGAAGUUAAUAGGAGGCAAGAUGAUGAUUCCGAUACUGAUAUAUGUAUAGAUGAAAGUGAACUAACAUACACUGAUCACAAUGGAACCAGAACACAUCAUCCACCCAGAGUGAAUGAUGAUAGCGUGGACAGCCAAAAUUUCAUAUGAAGAAUAUCUCAAUGGUAGAAUCUUCGUCACUUCUCCCUUAUAUAAUAAUUCUGCAAUUGAAGGUGAUCUCGGUCUCACGGAAAACAUAUCCACAGUUUCCACCACAAGAAUAUAUAUACCUGGACCUUGUGGCGAUGCUGUAUAGAAUCACUUUUCAUAACUUGGUCAAAAGUAUAUUUGAUAUUCAAAAUUAAAGAAUGAAUAUGCAGAAUUUCUGCAAGUGAAAUUCAGGAUAUCUUUUAUUAAUAUUUGUAUAUAAUGUUAAAACUUUUAUUUAAAAUUUUAGUUUUUGUUAAAAGAUUCUUUUUUAUUUGAGUGGAUAAAUUAACUAGUCAAGAGAUGAAAAUAUAGGCUGGAAAAUAAUAAUUUUAUGUUAAUUAGGUUUGAAUUUUAUUGAAAUAUAUUAUGGCAUUUAUUUUUGUGAUCUUAAAAUAACAUUCCAUUGGUACCAAAUGCUUUCAGAAUUAUACUUUUAAACUUUAUUUAAAAGUGAGCAAAUCUCAAUUUUUCUAUUAAUCCUUUUGUAAAUGCAAAUUUGAAUACAACAAAUUUUAUUGCCAAAAUAUAACUUUUUCACUAAACAAGAAAUCAAAAUAUGAAAAUUAGAAUAAAGUCAGUGCAGGUAGACUAAAUUACGUCAACUGAAAUUUAACGGCAUUUUCACAGACCAAAUAAUGAUUUGUAAUAUUCCUAAUGUAUUCAUUGAGAUACCAAAUUUAAUUGUCAAAAGCUAUAGAUAAGGAUUUAUUAUGUAUAGAAGUGCAUUUAUUUUAUAAAUCUUGACUUUAGGAUAGAUUUCAUGCACUAUAAAAAAUAUUACAAGUAUAAUUUUGAUAUUUAUGAAUAAUAAACACUUUCUAGCUGAUUUUCAUCUCUUAUUUGUAUCAGAGAACUAGUUUUUAUGAUUUUUCAUGCCUUUUAGAUAAAAUUUCCAUUUUUUAUUUUCACUUAAAAGGCAUGGGACUUUCAUUUUCAUUGUGAAUAGACAAUACUUAUAGGCUAAAUUAUAGGCAUUGUCUGUUUAAAUUUUUCUAAUAAUGGUAUCAUAUUGAUACUUUUGUUAAAAAAAUUAUUAAACUCAUUUAUCGAUAUUUUUUGCAACGUUUGUGAAGAGGUGCAAGUUUUGAAUUGCAAAAGUAAGGAGUCAAUGCAUCCGUCUUGUAUAUUGGCACUUGUACAGAAAUGAGUGAUAAAUUUAAAUCUUUAAUAUAUAAAUUUGAGAAUUUAAAGUACUUGUACAGUAUACGAUUGUUCAUUUGUUUCAAAGGUUUAAAAGAAUUAAAUUUUUUUUUCAUUAAUGUAAAUUAAAACUUGUAUAUUUUGAAAUAUAAGAAAAAUGUGGGAAAUCUAGUCAAAUAAUAACCUCCCAUAAGUUUAAAAUUUAUUUAGUAAAUGUUUUAUUUUUGUCCUAAUACUCUUCUAAUGUAAUCUUUAUAUCUGGAAAAUUUAUUUAUUUAAAGUAGCCUGAAUAUAUGCAUUAAGUUUAACAUGUGGAUUUUAAGAAUUUUAUAACUUCGUAUCUAGAUAUUACUAGUUGUAUAUUAUAGAGAGACAUUUUACAACAGGUUAUUUCAAUCUCGUGUCUUUGUUUAAUGUAAAAUUUCUUAUUUAAAUAUAUUUUUUUUAAAACAUUCCAGUUGCUACAAAUUAAGAUAACUUACUUUUUCAUAAUUUACACAUGGCAAAUAUGCUACUGGAUUUAAUUCAUUUCUGUUUUAGAGAUUAAUUUAGAGUUUAGACUAAUUUAAAGAUCAGUAUUAUUAAAAACAUGUAUGUUUCAGCAGCAUAAUAAAUAUAUUAGAGGUUUUUCUUGUGAUGUGUCAAAUCAAUAUUUUAUAUGUAUUGCAUAGAAAGAAAGUAUUAGUCAUCAGAAGAUUGAGUUAUCUGGCAAAAUUUAAUUUGAAAAUCCAAACAAUAAGUUAGUAUGAUUUAUACAGUUUGUUUAAAACCAGGAAAUUACUCUUUCUGUGCUGUAUAGUUUAUUACAGAUUAUCAAAUAUGUCAAAUAUUGUCAUUUAGCAAAUAUAUUUAAACCAAACAAAAAUUUGUAUGAUGCAUUAUGCUGCACUUUGUAUAUAAAAAGAUAUAUAGUAAGUUAUAUAUACUUAGUCACAUUGUCUUUCAUAUAUUUCGUCACUGUUCACUGUACCAAAUAACAGUUGCUGUUGUAUUAAAAGAAUUUUCAAUGUUUG